GUGGAACUGGGAUAGCUAAGCUAGCCUGCACAACAGGGAAGCCUGGGAGCUGCUAUUAGCAUCUCAGAAAUAUUAUACUAGACAGAUUUUUUUUAUGCAGGCUUUUCUUUAUCUGAUAUAACUAAAUCCAUAUACUAAUAUUAUUUGUUUAAUUUUGAGCUGUAAACAAUUAGUUAUUUAUACAUUUAUCAUUGAGUCUAUAUAGUUGUUAUAAAACAAACAUCAUUAUUUCAACUUAUUUUUUGUUUUGUUAUACAUUCUGGAAGUGCAAACUAAUUUUAAUGAUCUGUAAGACUGGAAUGGUGUCACCGCCCCAUAACAAAGAACCUGCUUGAGCUUGGCAUCUGUCAGAGACAAAACCGAGCAUCUCGACAACUUUCAACAUGCAAAGGACUGCCCUAUGCAGAACAAUGAGCAGGAACUGAACAGUAGAUCAGACUAAUGCGUUGAUUUUGAGCUGUAUGUAUUUUCUAACUUGAACUGCCGGAUUUACUUACAGAUCAAGAAAACAACACUGUGGAUACAAAACCAAUAAAUGGAAUGAAAUUUGUAAAUUGUUCUAGGAUGUUCCUUGCCUCAGAGGAGGACGUCUAAAGAAGGCUCUGAAACCUAUCCAUGCAGUAAAGUAGUGACCAGCAGCAGCACUGAAUACAAAGGCAGCAUCAUGAACUACAAUAUGUCUACAACAGUGGCUUAUUUUCUGAGUACAACCGGUGAGUCGGACUCAACCCAUAGCACAGACAGAACUGUCACGGAAACUGUUACAGUACCAAGUGGUGAAGCAAGUCUCAAUGUGACUAAAAUUCCUGAUGCCAUCCCUGGCAGUGGUUCUGGAAUGGGUGUGAUUUUAGUUCCAUUCGGUAUCCUGACUGUGAUUGGACUGGCUGUAGCAAUGGUGCUUUACAUUAGGAAGCGCAAGAGGUUGGAGAAAUUACGACACCAGUUGAUGCCAAUGUACAACUUUGACCCAGGAGAGGAACAAGAUGAAUUGGAGCAGGAGCUUUUAGAUCACGGAAGAGACUCAGCAUCACAAAGUUCUCAGAGCAAGACCCUGAUGCCAAGUCAGGGAACCCUGCAGAGACCAAGUCGUCUAGUUUUCACUGAUGUAGCUAAUGCUAUUAUUGCCUGAACAUUUAUCCUGCUGGAAAACACUCUCAUGAUGUGCUGUCUCUUGUAAUUUUAACUAUAUUAUGUGUAUAUGUACAGUAAAUGUAUAUAAGUGUGUAGCUUUCAGACCAGCUGUGCCUAUUAGCAGUGAACAUUUUACAUGUAUUUUUUCUCACAGAAUGGUCUCUCCUGUUUGGCAUGCUACUCCUUUUUUAAAUUCUGACACUGAUUCAUCAUUUCAUGUUUUUCUUUGAAAAGAAAUAACAAGCAUUUACAAUGAACAAUCUGAAGUGGCAGUUUAAAGGGCUCUAAUGAAUCAAGAAUUAUGGGACAGCUUUGCAAAACAAAAUAUCCAGAAUUAGAUUAACAUCUGUUUCACCCUUUUUAAUACUCACCUACUUCUUUAUAUUGUUAAUAAUGUCUGUUUGAAAAUAGGAUUUCUGUUUGUUUUGCUCUGUCUUCUUGUCUGUUUAUGUGGUUGAAAUUCUAAUAUUGACAUCCCGCUAUACUGCUCUGUAAAUACUAUGAAUCUGAUGAUGGCAUUCUGGUGUACUAUUGUGUAGAUACGUAUGACAUAAUGAACAGUUUAUUGAGAUGUUACUUUGAAAUGGGCAAACAACUAACAGAGACCAGGGUAUGGUCUUGGUAUUCUUAAGAUCACUUUUAAAACAAAUGGCACAAAAUGUUUAGAGUCACAAAUAGUUCUAUAAUGGAAAAUAACAUCAAGGUAGACCUACCUAUUAGUGAGAAACAGAUAUUUGAUUCCCAUUUCAGAUAUCAACAAAGUCAAGAAAAAGGAAGAAUGAUUAUCAAAGAAGACAGAAUUUACAAAUGAUCAUUGAAUAUUGUAAUUUGUUUGACUUGUAAGGAACAGAUGUGUCAGUAUUUGUUAGUAGAGGUUAAACUUCCUGAAUGCUGCUCUAUGUUGAAGUGCUAUAAAAUCCAUUGAGAAACCAGAGAAUGUUGAAUUCAUGUGCUGCCUUCAGAGUCUGUACAUUUGCUGUUGCGUACCCCUAAUUUUGUAAGCAAAGGCUGGAGGAGCUGUACCACUGGCAUUACAGUGGUGUUGUAAGGGUGAGUGCAUGAGUGCAUUGUGCUGCAACUGUUUAGUUAAAAACUGGAUAUGAUGAGUUUGGAAGUCCGAGUGAGGUGUUUGAAAUCAACAGGAGAAUGAAGACAGGAGGGUGAUGCUAGAAGGUGUGUAUUAUCUUAAACAGAAGGCACAUUAUGCCAAACAAUAAACCUAGCUCUGCUUAA
Messenger RNA from Protopterus annectens (West African lungfish), 2364 nucleotides. It is a transcript of the gene CCHR7.PART0H3orf18, whose product is annotated as chromosome chr7.part0 C3orf18 homolog. Bases 665 to 1129 code for a protein of 154 amino acids. Lineage: Eukaryota; Metazoa; Chordata; Ceratodontiformes; Protopteridae. The record is from RefSeq and is a predicted model, not a curated record. The transcript has 6 exons.